UAGCAGAGUUGUAGCCUGUCUUGGUGUAUCAAAAAAGUUUCCCCACUGAGCUUGCGGCCUUCGGAAGCCAAAGCUUCAUUUAAUUCAAAUUAUUAUUUAUCAGAAUGACCCGUGGCAAUCAGCGCGAAUUGGCUAGAGCAAAAAACCAGAAAAAGCAGAAGGAAAUGGAUAAAAAUAAAAGAGCUGACGGUUUGACUGUCGAACAACGAAAACUUAGAGACGCUGAAGUAAUGCGGGAAAAGCAGAAGAAGAAACAAGAAGACAGCGAAGUGAAGAAAGGCCAGACUUGUAAAUAAGAGAACUGAUAUCUCUGAAUUUCAUAAAACGUGUAAAAAUUUAGUUUUAAGUUCCUCCAAUACUUUUAUGACAUAUUUGGCAGUUUGUAUUUGUGACAUAUGUAAUAUAAUUAGUCAGUGUGCAUUACUGUUUCAUCCACUAUCUAAUGUUGCUCCGUAAAUUAUUUCUCUAUUAAUUCCUCUUAUUGUUCUUCAUCGCAGUAUUUUUGUACGAAGUAGGUUUCACAUUUGCUCCUAUUAAGUCAAUUCUUGUUAAUUAAUUUAGUUAGGUACGAAUAAAACAGGAUUGUUUUUCUUUUUUUACUGCUUUUAUAGAUGGUGAAUAAACUAAUAAAAAAGUAUGUGGAAAUUGGUAAUUUAUAAUUUACCUAAACAAUUACCAUUGUUGAUGAUAUUCCUUAAUUCAGGAAAUUUAAACAAAACUACCUCAUCUAAACUAGUACGAAG
Messenger RNA from Phyllotreta striolata, 743 nucleotides. NCBI's taxonomy places the organism in Eukaryota, Metazoa, Arthropoda, Insecta, Coleoptera, Chrysomelidae. The record is from the annotation of a GenBank genome assembly.